AUGACAUCAACACCAGUCAACAUGACAUCAACACCAGUCAACAUGACAUCAACACCAGUCAACAUGACAUCCUCACCAGUCCUCAUGACCACACCACCAGUCAACAUGACAUCCUCACCAGUCCUCAUGACCACACCACCAGUCAACAUGACUUCAACACCAGUCCUCAUGACCACACCACCAGUCAACAUGACUUCAACACCAGUCCUCAUGACCACACCACCAGUCAACAUGACUUCAACACCAGUCCUCAUGACCACACCACCAGUUAACAUGACUUCAACACCAGUCCUCAUGACCACACCACCAGUUAACAUAACCUCAACACCAGUCAACACAGCAUCAUCACCAGUAAACAUGACUUCAUCACCAGUCAACAUGACUUCAUCACCAGUCAACAUGACUUCAUCACCAGUCCAUUCAACAUCCAUGUCCAUGACAUCACCAUUAAUCAAUGCAUCUUCAACAGCACCAGUCACAACAAUGUCAUCACCAGGCAAAGCAACUUCCUCUGCAGUAACUGGAACAACAGGAAAACCACUGGAAACAACUAGUGCUCCAGCCAUGCCAACAACGCCUGCCCCAGCCGAAGAGCCAAAAAUAAAGUUGGAAUUUAAGUUGCAGGAAACUUUUACACAAGAGCUUAACAACCAAUCCUCACCAGAGUUUAAGGAUUUAAGUAACAAAGUAGCAACACAGCUUGACGCAGUAUACUCAAAAGGAUUUGGAUCGGCCUUCAAUCGGACUAAAAUCAAUGGUUUCAGUAAAGGAUCCGUUAAGGUCGAUGCUGAGCUGAUAUUCAAUAAAGUAGAAACACUGCCAAAUGCCAGCUCUGCAGCUAACACUUUGAAGACUGCUGCUUCCAGCUCUAAUUUUAGCCUCUCUGUAAACACAUCAUCUAUUACUACAACUGUUGUGCUGCCACAAAAACAAGGCCAAGCCACGGUUGCCCCUACAACACUGAUGAACACAACUCCUACACCAGUCAACAUGACCUCACAACCACUCAACAUGACUUCUCCUAAACUCAAUACAACCUCACCACCUGUCAGUCCAACAUCACUACCAGUCAACAUGACCUCACAACCACUCAACAUGACCUCACCAUUUUCCAACAUGACAGCUACUCCAGUCAUCACAACUUCACAACCACUAAACUCCACUUCAACAACGGUCGACAUGACCUCCUCACCACAACCAAACAUGACCUCCCCACCAAUAAAUGCAACCUCUGUCAGGCCAAUGUCUACUAUGUCACCACCAGUAACUAGAACAACAGGAAAACCACUGGAAACAGCUAGUGCUCCAGCCAUGCCAACAACGCCUGCCCCAGCCGAAGAGCCAAAAAUAAAGUUGGAAUUUAAGUUGCAGGAAACUUUUACACAAGAGCUUAACAACCAAUCCUCACCAGAGUUUAAGGAUUUAAGUAACAAAGUAGCAACACAGCUUGACGCAGUAUACUCAAAAGGAUUUGGAUCGGCCUUCAAUCGGACUAAAAUCAAUGGUUUCAGUAAAGGAUCCGUUAAGGUCGAUGCUGAGCUGAUAUUCAAUAAAGUAGAAACACUGCCAAAUGCCAGCUCUGCAGCUAACACUUUGAAGACUGCUGCUUCCAGCUCUAAUUUUAGCCUCUCUGUAAACACAUCAUCUAUUACUACAACUGUUGUGCUGCCACAAAAACAAGGCCAAGCCACGGUUGCCCCUACAACACUGAUGAACACAACUCCUACACCAGUCAACAUGACCUCACAACCACUCAACAUGACUUCUCCUAAACUCAAUACAACCUCACCACCUGUCAGUCCAACAUCACUACCAGUCAACAUGACCUCACAACCACUCAACAUGACCUCACCAUUUUCCAACAUGACAGCUACUCCAGUCAUCACAACUUCACAACCACUAAACUCCACUUCAACAACGGUCGACAUGACCUCCUCACCACAACCAAACAUGACCUCCCCACCAAUAAAUGCAACCUCUGUCAGGCCAAUGUCUACUAUGUCACCACCAGUAACUAGAACAACAGGAAAACCACUGGAAACAGCUAGUGCUCCAGCCAUGCCAACAACGCCUGCCCCAGCCGAAGAGCCAAAAAUAAAGUUGGAAUUUAAGUUGCAGGAAACUUUUACACAAGAGCUUAACAACCAAUCCUCACCAGAGUUUAAGGAUUUAAGUAACAAAGUAGCAACACAGCUUGACGCAGUAUACUCAAAAGGAUUUGGAUCGGCCUUCAAUCGGACUAAAAUCAAUGGUUUCAGUAAAGGAUCCGUUAAGGUCGAUGCUGAGCUGAUAUUCAAUAAAGUAGAAACACUGCCAAAUGCCAGCUCUGCAGCUAACACUUUGAAGACUGCUGCUUCCAGCUCUAAUUUUAGCCUCUCUGUAAACACAUCAUCGAUCACUGCAACUGUUGUGCUGCCAAAAACUCAGGCUGAAACCACAGUUACCCCUACAGCAAUGGUGAACACAACUCAUACACCAGGUAAUGCAACCGCUCCACCAAUAAAUGGAACAUCAGCAAAGCCAGUUCUCAUUACUAGUGGUCCGGCCAUGACAACAGCUGCAACAUCAACAAGUUCCAUGGUUUCGCUGAAUUUCAAGCUGCAGCAAAACUUUACCUCAGAACUUUCCAACCAAUCGUCACAAGAGUUCAAUCAAUUAAAAGACAAAGUUGAAGAAAGCCUCAAUAACAUCUAUAAAGGAAAAUUUGGGAGCCAGUUUGUUAAAGCCAAGGUCAACUCUUUCAGUCCAGGUUCAGUUGUGGUGAAUUCUGAGCUGAUAUUUAAGAACGCGAGCUCAGUACCGGAAACCAGUUCUGUGGCAAAUGUUCUUGUUGAUGCAGCAUCCAACAACACCAACUUCUCCCUACCAGUUGAUGCAGCAAGUGUUGUUGUAACUAGAACAAGCACAUCAACAGCUGCACCUACAGCUACACCAACAAUGCCUAUCACAUCAGUUGCUGUUAAUGUCACAGCCACUCCAACUGCUGCUCUUAAUGCAACAGCUGGGCCUACCCCUUCAAUGAAUAGUACUGUUGCUCCAUCUGCUGCACCCAAUGCCACAGCUGCUCCCACUGCAGCUCCUAAUGCAACAGCGGCACCCACUGCUGCACAAACAACAAAUGCAGCUGCAUCCAGUGAUACAACCCUGGCUCUUCAGUUUAGUCUCAACCAAACAUUUACAUCAGAUCUCUCCAACUCAUCCUCAACAGCGUUUAAAACUUUGGCCUCAACAGUGGAGACAGAGCUAACCAAAGUGGGUCAAAAGCUUUAUGGCUCAUCCUUUGUCCGUGCAGUGGUCAACUCAUUCAAGAGUGGAUCAGUGGUUGUCAGCUCAUCCCUUGUGUUCACAAAUCAAUCCUCAGUUCCUUCAUCAAGCUCAGCAACCUCACAACUAAGCAAUGAACUAACAAGCAGCUCAACGUUGAGCGUCGUUUCAGGCAGUGUAACUGCAACUUCUUCUUCUGCCUCUUCCACUGCUGCACCAAAUGCUACUGCUGCCCCCACUGCUGCCCAGACUGCAGCUCCCAACAUUACAGCUGCACCGACUGCAGCUCCAAAUGCAACUGCUGCUCCUACUGCAGCUCAAAAUGCAACAGGAGCAACUCCUGCCCCUACUGGGGCUCCCAAUGUUACAGCUGCUCCAACUGCAGCUUCUAAUGCAACAAAGGCACCCACUGCUGCACAAACAACAACUGUAUCCAGUGAUACAACCCUAGCUCUUCAGUUUAGUCUAAACCAAACAUUCACAUCAGAUCUCUCCAACUCAUCCUCAACAGCGUUUAAAACUUUGGCCUCAACAGUGGAGACAGAGCUAACCAAAGUGGGUCAAAAGCUUUAUGGCUCAUCCUUUGUCCGUGCAGUGGUCAACUCAUUCAAGAGUGGAUCAGUGGUUGUCAGCUCCUCCCUUGUGUUCACAAAUCAAUCCUCAGUUCCUUCAUCAAGCUCAGCAACCUCACAACUAAGCAAUGAACUAACAAGCAGCUCAACGUUGAGCGUCGUUUCAGGCAGUGUAACUGCAACUUCUUCUUCUGCCUCUUCCACUGCUGCACCAAAUGCUACUGCUGCCCCCACUGCUGCCCAGACUGCAGCUCCCAACAUUACAGCUGCACCGACUGCAGCUCCAAAUGCAACUGCUGCACCUACUGCAGCUCAAAAUGCAACAGGAGCGCCGACUCCUGCCCCUACUGGGGCUCCCAAUGUUACAGCUGCUCCAACUGCAGCUCCUAAUGCAACAAAGGCACCCACUGCUGCACAAACAACAACUGUAUCCAGUGAUACAACCCUAGCUCUUCAGUUUAGUCUAAACCAAACAUUCACAUCAGAUCUCUCCAACUCAUCCUCAACAGCGUUUAAAACUUUGGCCUCAACAGUGGAGACAGAGCUAACCAAAGUGGGUCAAAAGCUUUAUGGCUCAUCCUUUGUCCGUGCAGUGGUCAACUCAUUCAAGAGUGGAUCAGUGGUUGUCAGCUCAUCCCUUGUGUUCACAAAUCAAUCCUCAGUUCCUUCAUCAAGCUCAGCAACCUCACAACUAAGCAAUGAACUAACAAGCAGCUCAACGUUGAGCGUCGUUUCAGGCAGUGUAACUGCAGGUUCUUCUUCUCCUUCCACUGCUGCCCCUACUGCAGCUCCCACUGCUGCUCCUACAGCUGCUCCCACUGCUGCCCCAACUGCAGCUCCCACUGCUGCCCCUACUGCUGCUCCCACUGCUGCCCCAACUGCAGCUCCCACUGCUGCUCCUACCGCUGCUCCCACCGCUGCUCCCACCGCUGCUCCCACUGCUGCUCCAACUGCUGCCCCUACUGCAGCUGCUACGACUGCCCCAGCAGCAACAACUGCGGCCUCUUCUGCAUCAACAGAUCCUCCUACAUCCAGUGAGGGAACCUUGGGUCUACAGCUGAGUCUCAACCAAACGUUCACAUCAGAUCUCUCCAACUCUUCCUCAACAGCUUUCAAGGCUUUGGCUGCAACAGUGGUCACAGGGGUAAACAAAGCAUGUACGAAGGUCUUUGGAUCAUCUUUCAGACGCUCCAUAGUGGAUUCAUUCACGAGUGGAUCAGUGGUGGUCAAAUCAACCCUUGUGUUCAAGGAUAAAAGCUCAGUUCCCUCAGCAAGCAAUGCAAGCUCACUACUCAGCAGUGAACUUACAGGCAGCAGCACAUCUCUGAAUGUUAUUCCAGGCAGCGUUUCUGCAGAGUCAACAUCAACAUCAAAUAGUCCUAGGCCUACGAUUGGAUCAUUGGUAUUCUUAUUAGCAGCACUGCUGCCUGUAGCACAGAUGCUGAUGGACUUGUAAUUGGUACCCAUAUCACAUUCAUUGGCUUGGCAAUACCUUUAUGAUGUCAUGUGUGGGGGAGGGGGUUGCCAUGUCCAAAGAAGCAAGAGCCAAACAGCGAAGUGUAUACUAUGAAAGUUACCAACACAAUGUCAUGUGGUAAAAAGAUAUGUACUAUUUGACAAAAAGUGAAACAGUUACUGUUAAACAUUCAUCAUGAUGCCAUGGACACAUUCCAUUUGAUUUAAACAAAUAAUCCUUAAAAAUGUAAGAUCACAAAUACUGCUGGAAACUUUUUGUGUUUUGUAGAACUUGUCAAUCAAUGUAUUAAUUUUGUAAAUGCUUCUUUGAUAUAUCUCUCAUUUGGCAUUGUGAGGAAACGCAGUAAAAAAUACUAACUAUUUAUUUUCAGUUAAGAACAUGGUAACAGCAAAACAUAAUUUACACCCAAUGCCGCUGCUCAGUGCGAGUAAAGGAAGAACUGUGCAGUAUCAUGCCACAUUUUUGAGUAAGGGUUGCUUGAGCUUAUAAUUGGAGAAUAAUUUAUUCUAUGUCUGAGACCAACUAUUACAGUCAGUUUUGAAGCAUAUUUAAAGAUCUAUCUUUCUAAACAUAGUCAUGUUGUUUAAUGUAGCUUAGAUAGAUGACAAGCAAUUGAGUGAGUGUAAUAAUACUGUUGAACAAAAUGUUUUCAUGGAACGUCUGAUUUAGUACUCUCAAGUAAAUGAUUUUCAAGGUGGAUUGCUGAAUACUUGUUUAAAGUGUCUACGUACUAUCAUGUCAUUUAAAAACACUAAUUGUUGUUUUAAAUCCCAGUUGAAAUUGAGUACUACUUUUUCAUGUAUGUUG
Notolabrus celidotus (New Zealand spotty) is the source of this 6120-nucleotide messenger RNA. RefSeq names its product mucin-5AC-like. Bases 1 to 5292 code for a protein of 1763 amino acids. NCBI's taxonomy places the organism in Eukaryota, Metazoa, Chordata, Actinopteri, Labriformes, Labridae. The record is from RefSeq and is a predicted model, not a curated record. The transcript is spliced from 31 exons.